AUAAAGUAGAUACGUAUAUACACUAUAUUGCCAAAAGUAUUGGGCCAGCCCUCCAAAUCAUUGGAUUCAGCUGUUCCAAUCACCUCCAUGGCCACAGGUGUAUAACAUCAAGCACCUAGGCAUGCAGACUGCUUCUACAAACAUUUGUGAAAGAAUGGGUCGCUCUCAGGAGCUCAGUGAAUUCAAGCGUGGUACCGUGAUAGGUUGUCACCUGUGCAAUAAGUCCAUCUGUGAAAUUCCCUUGCUACUAAAUAUUCCACGCUCAACUGUCAGCAGUAUUAUAACAAAAUGGAAGAAACUGGGAGCAACAGCAACUCAGUCGUGAAGUGGUAUGCAACAGAAAAUGACAGAGCGGGGUCAGCGCAUGCUGAAGCGCACAGUGCGCAGAAGUCGCCAACUGUC
Staurois parvus is the source of this 402-nucleotide messenger RNA. Lineage: Eukaryota; Metazoa; Chordata; Amphibia; Anura; Ranidae. The record is from the annotation of a GenBank genome assembly.